AUGGAGGCAACGCUGCGCAAGAAGACCAGCGUCAAGGAUACCACAGGAACCAUCAACAACAACCACGUGUUGGAACCGCUGCAGACGUUGCACCAAUAUGCAGAGUUGUUGGACAAGGCUCACCACCACUACAACCAAGGCAAGUACAAGGAUGGCGUGAUCGUGUGUGAGCAACUGUACGAGGCCGACGCGGCGCGCACGGACAACCUGUUGUUACUUGGCGCGUUGCAUUUUCAACUGCGCAACUUUUCCGAAGCCAUUUUUUACAACCAGCAAUGCAUCCGCAUCGACCCGCACUUCGCCGAAGCAUUUGGCAACCUUGGCAACGCCCUCAAAGAGAUCGGCGACAGCCAAGGCGCGAUUCAGUUCUACUUGCGCGCCAUUAAACUCAACCCCCGCUUUGCAGACGUGUACAACAACCUCGCGACCAGCUACAUGCAACUGGGGGCCACCCACGAAGCGAUUGAAACGUACAAAAUGGCUCUGGUCCUUGAUCCGUGCUUGGUGGACGCACAUAGUAACUUGGGCAAUUUGUACAAAGCCCAAGGCCUCUUUGAAGAUGCCACGACAUGCUUCACCAACGCCAUCCGCGUCAAGCCGACUUUUGCGAUCGCUUGGAGCAACCUCGCGGGGCUGCUAAAGGACGAGGGCCAACUUGACAAGGCCAUCGACCACUACAAGGAGGCGAUUCGACUGGCGCCCGACUUUGCAGACGCGCACAGCAAUCUCGGAAAUGUGCUCAAAGAGUCCGGUCAGACCAGUGCUGCGAUUGAGGCAUACAAGACGGCGAUCGCUCUGCGUCCUGAAUUUGCUAUUGCGCAUGGCAACUUGGCGAGCAGUUAUUUUGACGCGAACCAAGUGGAAUUGGCCAUUGCUACUUAUCGCACGGCGAUUCAACUCGAGCCCAACUUCCCCGACGCGUACAAUAACCUUGGCAACGCGUUGCGGGACAUUCGACAGCUGGAGCAAGCAAUCAGCUGCUACCGCACGGCACUCCGACUCAAGCCAGACCACCCGCACGCGUACAAUAACUUGGGCAAUGCGCUCAAAGACAAGGGAAUGAUCAAGGAGGCGAUUCACUGCUACAUGACUGCCGCCAGGCUCAUGCCUCGGUUUGCAGCGGCGCACUGCAACUUGGGCAGCAUCUUGAAGGAGCAAGGCAAAGUGGAGCAGGCGUUGGCACAUUUUCAAGAAGCGGUGACCAUCGACCCAACGUUUGCAGAUGCGUACAGCAAUAUGGGCAAUGCGUACAAGGAUCUACUCCGGCUAGAUGAUGCGAUUGCUUGCUAUAGCACUGCGAUUCGACUGAAACCGAGUUUUGCAGACACGUACAGCAACUUGGCUAGUGCGUAUAAAGACGGGGGUCGCAUGGAAGAAGCGCUCACUUGUUUUCGAAAAGCAUUGAGCUUACGACCUGACUUUCCCGAAGCGUUUUGCAAUUAUGUGCAUUCGUUGGCGGUGGUGUGUGACUGGCGAAGUCGCACAGAGGUACAAUAA
Molecule: messenger RNA, 1497 nt
Organism: Aphanomyces astaci
Lineage: Eukaryota; Oomycota; Saprolegniomycetes; Saprolegniales; Verrucalvaceae
Exons: 9
Coding region: 1-1497 (498 amino acids)
Biological process (GO): protein O-linked glycosylation
Molecular function (GO): protein N-acetylglucosaminyltransferase activity; protein binding
Source: RefSeq, a predicted model, not a curated record